Octopus bimaculoides (California two-spot octopus) is the source of this 2122-nucleotide messenger RNA. Its product is annotated as fatty-acid amide hydrolase 1. The record is from RefSeq and is a predicted model, not a curated record. Lineage: Eukaryota; Metazoa; Mollusca; Cephalopoda; Octopoda; Octopodidae. Gene Ontology annotation, molecular function: fatty acid amide hydrolase activity; amidase activity. Gene Ontology annotation, biological process: fatty acid catabolic process.
AUCUUGGUUUUGAAACCCGAUAGAUCAAUUCAAUAGUCCUUUAUCUUAGGGUUUAUAAUUUAGUAUUCAGACUUGAUUAUACUCCAUUCUCAUUAUGUGACACUUUUUUUAUGCUUCACUACCAUUAUAAACUCAUUUUUUCUUACUUUGUUUAUAUUUCAAUAUACAACUACAAAGAUACUUCAAGUGAAGGUUAACAGCUUUAUUAGUUAGCUGUAACAAUAUUUUGCUCGUGGCUGUGACAUUUGGUUGCUACUGAAAGUGAUAAGUGAAAGAUGGAAGACACACUUCGUAAAUACUGUCAGCACUAUAUACCCGAGGAAAUGUGUCCUUACAUUAAGUCAGGCAUUUUUGCAAUCCUGGUGGUGUCAGGUACAGCCUUUCUGUUUAGUUUAUUCAACAGACUACGCAUGCGUGGGAAAGUCAAAAGAGCUAUGAAGGAAGCCUACAAUAAACGUGCAGAACAACUAAAAUCUUUAAAGGAAAAGUUACAGAAAUCAAGUCUUACUAAAGAAAUGAGGAACAAAAUUCUAUCAUUGGACAUUGUCCAACUUCAGAAACGACUCAAAGACCGUUCAUUAAAAGCCAUUGAUGUUCUUCAUGCUUAUCAAUACAAGGCACUUGAAGCACAAGAGAAAACCAAUUGUUUAACUGCAAUAAUUCCUGAAGCUGAGGAAUUAGCUCUGAAAUGUGAUUCUGUCCCAUAUGUGACCAAACCUCUUCAUGGAAUUCCAAUCAGCCUCAAAGAAAACAUAAUCUACAAGGGACUUCACACAACCUGUGGCUUAGGUUUCAGCCUGUUGAGCCCACCUCAUGCAGAUGAUUCAAAUCUUGUUAAGUGCCUGAAAGAACUUGGUGCUGUUCCAUUUGUCACAACAAAUGUACCACAGUCUUUAAUGAGUAUCUCCUGUGAUAAUAGUAUUUUUGGCCAAACUAGAAACCCACAUAAAGCUGAUCGAUGUCCUGGUGGAUCCAGUGGAGGAGAAGCAGCUCUCAUAGGUUAUGGUGGAUCAAUUUUGGGUAUAGGAUCGGAUAUUGGUGGUAGCAUUCGCUGUCCAGCUCACUUUUGUGGUAUUUAUGGAUUAAAAACAACUAUUACUCGUAUGGGGUUGGGAAGUGCAUAUAAACCAGUCAAAGAACAAAUUCUCAUUCAGACUUCUGUAGGCCCAAUGGCACAGACUGCUGAUGGUUUGAUUAUGGCAACAAAAGCAUUGUUUUCUCAGGAAGUUUUUGAAAUGGAUCCCCAAAUAUCCCCUACAGAAUUCCAGAAUCAUUUGUUUGAUGGCAAGAGAAAACUGAGGAUUGGGUAUUAUGAGACUGAUAAUGUAGUUAGUGCUACCUCAGCCUGCCGUAGAGCAGUUCUUUUAGCAAAGAAAGCAUUGGAAGCUAAAGGGCAUACGGUGAUUGAUUUUACUCCUCCUAGGAUCCUUGAUGCUGUCCUUUUGGCAGUAAACAUAACGUGCUCUGAUGGAUAUUUGAUGAGCAAAUUGAUAAAAUAUGAAAGUCCAACUGAGGAAUUGUAUUUUAUUACAAAGUCAGAAGGUUUUAGGAAAAUUAUUUCAGCCCUUGUUUAUCCUUUUGACAAGAUAUCAUCUAAAAUCGUUCGUGCAUUGGAUGGACGUAGAAAAUAUCAAGACAUAUAUAAUUUGGUUGCUGAAAAAGAAAAAUAUGAUAAAGAAUUUGCUGAUGCUAUGAAAAAAGAUAAAUUGGAUGCUCUCAUCUGCCCUGUCAUGUCUUCAACAUCACUUCUGAUAAAGUGUCCAAACUUUGGAAGGUUUCCAAACUAUUCUCUGCCCUAUAAUCUACUGAACUACCCUGGUGUAUCUAUGCCGAUUACAAAGGUAACAGAAGAAGAUGUAAAGGCGACUUAUAAAGCAAGAUCAUUGACUGAAUAUUUGGUGAAAAAGUCAAUUCCAGGCAGUGUUGGUCUUCCAGUCAGCAUCCAAAUUAUUGUUCCUACAUAUAAGGAUGAGCUUGCAUUACGUAUCAUGAAAGAACUGGACAGUGAACUGAAGAAGAAAAGUGGAUAGAGUGUGUAACCACCUUAUUUCAUCAUGCCCCAGUGAUACAUAUUGACAUUUACCACAUGGAUUCCACUUGAGAAUAAAAAUGAUUCAGUACU